CUUCCUUCGCUUCCUGUUGGUAAAGCUGCUCCAGUGCAACACCGGCCGGCGUCCAGCUAGUUUAGCAGUCCUCGACUUGUCCUCGAAAUGUCCCACUCAGCACCGUCCGACAAACCUUCAAACCCCGAAAAUCCACGCGUCUUCUUCGACGUAGACGUGGGUGGGGUGAAAGCCGGACGGAUUGUUCUGGAGCUGUUCGCUGAUGUCACCCCCAAGACUGCUGAAAACUUCCGGGCGCUGUGCACCGGAGAGAAGGGCACUGGCCAAUCGACUGGGAAGCCGCUGCAUUUCAAAGGAUGCCCGUUCCACAGAAUCAUCAAGAAGUUCAUGAUCCAAGGAGGGGACUUCUCUAACCACAAUGGCACAGGAGGUGAGAGCAUCUAUGGGGAGAAGUUCGAGGAUGAAAACUUCCACUACAAGCACGACAAACCAGGUUUGCUGAGCAUGGCCAACGCUGGGCCAAACACCAACGGCUCGCAGUUCUUCAUCACCACCGUCCCUACGCCGCACCUGGACGGAAAGCACGUGGUCUUCGGACAAGUGCUGAAAGGGAUGGGAGUUGUGAAAAUGCUGGAGAACAUUGACACUAAGGAGGAUGCCCCCGUAAAGCCCUGCAUCGUAGCCGACUGCGGCGAGCACAAGGACGGGGACAGCUGGGGCGCAGCGUCGAGCGAUGGGACGGGAGAUGCCCAUCCAGACUUCCCCGAGGACUCUGACAUCGACUUUAAAGAUGUUGAAAAAGUCCUGUCUGUGGCUGAGGAUGUGAAGAAUAUUGGAAACAGCCUUUUUAAGAAUCAAGACUGGAAUGGUGCCGUCAACAAAUAUAGCAAAGCCCUCAGGUACUUGGAGGUGAGUGGGGAGGUGCUGGAGGAGGAGGCGCAGAAGAAGCUGGAGCCCGCAGCCCUCAGCUGCUUCCUCAACACUGCAGCCUGCAAACUGAAGAUGCAGCUGUGGCAGGACGCUCUGGACAGCUGCAACGAGGCUCUGGAGCUGAACCAAGAAAACACCAAGGCACUUUUCCGCAGGGCCCAGGCCUGGCAGGGGUUAAAGGAAUACAGCAAAGCCAUGAUUGAUCUGAAGAAAGCUCAGGGAAUAGCUCCAGAAGACAAAGCUAUAAGCAAUGACAUGAAGAGAGUCCACCUUAAAAUUCAAGAGGAGAAGGAGAAAGAAAAGAAAAUCUAUGCUAAAAUGUUUGCAUGAACCUAAAUGAUAACUCACUGCUUCAUGAUCAAUAUCCUCAAGUGUGGGAGCUGCACUUGAUGAGAUAAGGAGUCUGUAACCAGGUGGAAAUGUGUUGUAUUUUGAUUUGGACAGGCCCCUUAGUAUUUUAAAGGGGAACAUUACUCACUGUUUGCUUAAGGAGUAACUGUUGUAAGUUUUGACCUGUUUGCAUUCUAACAAGCGUCCACUCACUGUAAUUCGCUGAGUGCCAGACUGAUGCAUGGCUGAUUGACUGAUCUGAAAUGUGGCUUUCUAAAAAGUUAAGCAGAGUUGUUUAUGUUGCAUCAUUUCACAGAAUGGAUUUUGAUACAGUAUUCUCAACCUCAGAACAUCCAUUGUUUCUAUUUAUGUUUUUUUACAGCAGUCAAUAAAGCCAAUCGGAACCA
Molecule: messenger RNA, 1607 nt
Organism: Mugil cephalus (flathead mullet)
Lineage: Eukaryota; Metazoa; Chordata; Actinopteri; Mugiliformes; Mugilidae
Gene: ppid
Product: peptidylprolyl isomerase D
Exons: 10
Coding region: 88-1200 (370 amino acids)
Biological process (GO): protein peptidyl-prolyl isomerization; protein folding
Molecular function (GO): peptidyl-prolyl cis-trans isomerase activity; protein binding
Source: RefSeq, a predicted model, not a curated record